UAGCAAUAAUUUUGAAUGAUCUUGAAAGUGAACUUUUUGUAAAAUAUAAAAGAUCUAAAGAAAUUAACCAACUUAUCAAUAUAGAAUUUACUAAUACUAAUAACUACAAAUCUGAAACAAGUAAUCUUAACUUUACUGUACCUAACUAA
Molecule: messenger RNA, 149 nt
Organism: Cetraspora pellucida
Lineage: Eukaryota; Fungi; Glomeromycota; Glomeromycetes; Diversisporales; Gigasporaceae
Source: the annotation of a GenBank genome assembly